Messenger RNA from Neltuma alba, 1868 nucleotides. Its product is annotated as calmodulin-binding receptor-like cytoplasmic kinase 2. Gene Ontology annotation, molecular function: protein kinase activity; ATP binding. The transcript has 6 exons. Gene Ontology annotation, biological process: protein phosphorylation. The record is from RefSeq and is a predicted model, not a curated record. Lineage: Eukaryota; Viridiplantae; Streptophyta; Magnoliopsida; Fabales; Fabaceae. The coding region runs from base 43 to 1398 and encodes 451 amino acids.
UUUUGCCCCCGAAAUGGUCCGGGGUAGACUUAAUCUCUGCAAAUGAAGAACCCCCCAGAACGCCAUUUGGUUCUUUCAAGCCAAAGUAAUCGGAAUUUGGGCAAUGAUACAAACAAGCACAAUCAAAGGACUAGUCCUUCCCUUAAGUAUUUCAAAUCUUUUGUCAAGAAAUUCGCAAAUGUUCUUGGAAUCUUCCGCUCUGACAAGAGAAAACCAGCUGCAGAAGUUGCUGGAAGUGAUGUCAGAAGGAAUAGAAGUAGAGCCAGAUUGGUAUCCUCAUUUUCAACUGAUGUAUCAUCUGAGAGUAACAAGAAUUCAUGGAAGUUUUCUAAUUCCUACGCAUCUUCUAGCGCCACAAGUGGACAACUUGGAACGGGGAACUUCUCGUUUGAAGAACUUUACAGGGCAACAGGAAAAUUUUCUGCAGAUAAUAUAAUAGGGGAAGGUGGUUUUGGAACUGUGUAUAAGGGCAAGCUUAAUGAUGGAUCUCUUGUUGCCAUAAAGCGCUCCAGGAAGACUGCGCAUGACAAGAACUUGGCUGAGUUCAAGAAUGAAAUAAAUACCCUGUCAAGAAUUGAGCAUCUGAGUCUUGUGAGGUUAUACGGAUAUUUGGAGCAUGGAGAUGAAAAGAUGAUUGUUGUUGAAUAUGUUGGCAAUGGGACACUUCGAGAACAUCUGAACGGUACAAGGGGAAAUGGACUCGAUAUUGGUGAGCGUCUAGACAUUGCAACUGAUGUUGCUCAUGCAAUAACUUACCUUCAUAUGUACACAGAUCAUCCGAUAAUCCAUAGAGACAUCAAAUCAUCCAAUAUCUUGCUCACAGAGAAAUUGAGGGCUAAAGUUGCUGACUUUGGAUUUGCUCGUUUGGCUUCAGAGGAUCCUGCAGCAACCCAUAUCUCAACUGGAAUAAAAGGAACAGCUGGCUACUUGGAUCCUGAGUACCUCCGAACAUAUCAACUCACCGACAGGAGCGAUGUUUAUUCGUUUGGCGUAUUGCUUGUAGAACUGAUGACAGGGAGACAUCCAUUAGAACCAAAGAAACCUCUCAGUGAGAGAGUGACCAUCAGAUGGGCAAUGCAGAUGCUGAAACAAGGAGAUGCUGUCAUCGCCAUGGACCCAAGGCUGUGGAGAAGCCCGGCUUCAACCGUGGCAAUGGAGAAAGUGAUGAGACUGGCCUUGCAAUGUCUUGCGCCAGUGAGGCAGUCACGACCUUCCAUGAGGAUUUGUGCAGAGGUUCUUUGGGGAAUCCGGAAAGAGUUCAGAGAUCAGGCUUUGGCUAAUGUUCCUCCUCUUGCUUCUCACUAUUCUGCAGAUUUCACUAAAGGUGACGAUAAGAAGAGUAAGCUUGUGUCACUUGAUGCUGAAGAUAGCGACAACUAUAAAUUUGUCUCUGCCUGAUCGUAUUAAUUCAUGAGAAUUUGUUCAUUGAUUGUUCAACUGGGGCUCAUACAUGAUGAUUCUGCUGGUUUUUCAUAUCAGUCUCUUGUUUUCAUGAGGUUUUCUCCUCUUUCAAGCUGGAAGUUACUUAAGUUAUCAGACUUGUGAGGAGGGAAAACACUUCAGGUUGGAGUUUCUUUGAAUGAAAUACUGAAAAUUUGAUAGGCAGACUCAAUUUUGAAGCAGAGACAAAUCACAUCAGUUAUGAAGAGAUGCAUACACAUUUUAUAUACAUUUUUUUGGUAGAAUUUAAGACAUGAAUUUGACCUGUAAACCUCAAGAUUUUUGUGUUAAGUUUGUAAUCUCGAAUGGGGAAAGGUGUUGUUCAUGUUACAUUGGGCUGCAGUAUAUUGUAGUUGAUGGUAUCUAUUGGUUGGUGUGAUUUGUUAAGAAACUGAACGACUUUGAUGUACCAUCAUCACCCACAGGUA